AGAAGUGGAACAUUUCUCCGUCCUCUCUGUGAAGCAAGACAAAAGAAAAUCCUAUUGUUUCCAGUCUAAGCAAAUAUCUUAGUCUUUUUCAAAAAGAUGCGUCGCUCCUCUUCGUUGUUCUUCACGACUGCCUCAAUGGCUAUGAUGAUGCUGUUUUUUGGUGCUGUAUCGCCUACGACAGCACUAGCAUCUUCUGUAGGAGUAUCAACGGGAAGGGAUCGAGUGCGCGUCACCAAAGAGCCAGACUGGAAGGCAGAGGUGGCCAAUCUUCUUGGCGGGAUCCUACAAAGAUUGGAAAAGCGACGAUCUCUUUUAGCAGUUAUGAGGAAUUUUUGGACUCAGUUGAUAUUGACGGGGUAAUAGGUAGGAGCAAUUCUACCUAGGCUCUAAAAGCAGUAGGUUUAGGUGAGAGCUAUUGUUGGACAGAAGUGCUGAUGUUGAAAAGUUGACGAUCUCUUGCUCUUCUUCUACGGAGAGUGGUUAUGUUAUCAAGUAAAAGAAAAAAGAAAUUUUUCGAAAACUCAAAAUAACCGAGUUACUGACUGAAAUAUAAAGGGAAGUAGCUUAACAUCAAGGCUGCUCUUCAUUCUCAUAAGUAAAAGUAUCUCGGUUAUUCUCAUCAGUAUCUCGGUUAUUCUAGAAAUUUUUCGAAGUACAACUUACUAUGGAUGCAAGGGCGUCGCUUGAAUCGCACUCUCAUGUACACCUCCUCCAAGUCCUCGGAACAAGAUGUUCUCGGUGAAGCAUUUCGUUCAGGCGGGCUGUCAGGCGCAGCCGUCUCCGAGUUGAAAAACCUGGUAGAAGAUGCAGGAUUAUGAAAGAACAUUUUAUAUUUGGAUUGAAAACUUUCACUUUGAAAUUGAUAAAGUGAUAAGUGAACAGGCCAACGCCUAAACCACUAAGCUAACUGCGCAGUUGCCUUAGUGGUUUAGGCGUUGGCCUGUUCGCUUAUCAUAAAGUACAAGCUAGCGUAGCGCCACCAGCUGUAGGCCGUAGUUGUGCUUUUGGCUCUUCAGUAGCCACUGAGGUCUGCUGUUGUUAUGUUAGUGGGCCCACGGCUAACCUAACCUAACCUAUUUUCAUCUUUGAUGGAGAUGAUUCGCUGAACUCAGUAAGCUUUAGGACUUUCAACAUAUUACUAAACUAUAAGGCCAUGAAGAUCCUUCAUGCAAUCAUCUUCUGAUCAUACAUAUUAUGUUUACGGAAUCGCAAAGAAAAAUCAGACAUCAGUGUCUUCCUUUCAGAGUCACAACUCCCAUGUCAUCGACGAGAACAUUUUUAAGUGUAAGUAUGUAUACAUUUUCUUCCUCCAAACAGUAACCUUUCCGACAGAGCUGACGGCUAUCUUGGAGGCCGAUACCUACCGGAAAGUACGAAAAAGGAAGUCGCUAAGAUCUUGCAGGGAAUCAUUUCCAGGUUGUCGAAGUGA
Messenger RNA from Amoebophrya sp. A25, 1429 nucleotides. NCBI's taxonomy places the organism in Eukaryota, Dinophyceae, Syndiniales, Amoebophryaceae. The record is from the annotation of a GenBank genome assembly.